Molecule: messenger RNA, 4227 nt
Organism: Sclerotinia sclerotiorum 1980 UF-70
Lineage: Eukaryota; Fungi; Ascomycota; Leotiomycetes; Helotiales; Sclerotiniaceae
Exons: 4
Coding region: 1-4227 (1408 amino acids)
Biological process (GO): positive regulation of transcription elongation by RNA polymerase II; nucleosome organization; transcription elongation by RNA polymerase II
Cellular component (GO): transcription elongation factor complex
Molecular function (GO): DNA binding; histone binding; nucleosome binding
Source: RefSeq, a predicted model, not a curated record
AUGAGUAUGCGCGAUCUGAUUGACGGUGACGUCGAGGUUGAUGAAGAGGAACUUGAUGAGGAAUUUGAUGAGGAGACUGGCGAAGCUCGCUCAGCGGAGCCGCGACGACAAAAUGGAGGCUUGGAGGAUGAUUCGAGUGAAGAAGAAGAUGAUGAUGAUGAGGAGGCAGCUCGUGCGAUUCGGGAAGGUUUUAUUGUAGAUGAAGAUGAAGAAGACGAUGAUGACGCGAGAAGUAGGCGUCGCCGCAGAGAAAAGAAACGCCGGAGAGAGCAGCGUGAAGAGGAGGGUCUGGAUGACGAAGAUUUGGAUCUCAUCGGAGAGGCAAAUCCAGAAUGGGAGAGGAAGACUACACAGCAGCCAAAGUUUAAGCGUCUUAAGCGUGGCCACCGAGACGAUAACGACCAUGAUCGUGAGCGCGGCCUGGACCAAAUCUUCUCUGACGAUGAAGAACAAGACGCACCUCUCGAGUAUGAGCGUUCCUUCGCACGCCCAGAUCAUCGCAUUGAUGAAUUCGCAGACUUUAUCGAGGAAGACGAGCUGGAAGAUGACGAAAGGGAUAGACUUGCUGAGGAAAGAGAGGUGGCUCGUCCAAGAGAGAAGGGUUACGUUGGUGGUGCAGAAACAGCAGGUCUUGAUAAGGAUGCUUUAGAUGAUAUGGAAGCUAUUUUUGGAAAUGGUGAGGAUUACGAUUGGGCUCUCGCUUUGGAAGAUGAAGCCGAAGCAGCGGAAGCUGGCGACCAGAAUCUUGAGCUAAAGGAUGUCUUCGAACCUUCCCAGCUCGCAGAGAAGCUACUUACGGACGAGGAUAAUUUUAUUCGAUACUCUGAUGAACCGGAACGAUUCCAGCUCGACCGCAAGCCUUACAAACAUUUACAAAUUAGCGACGAACAGUUCAAGGAGGAAGCUCGAUGGAUCACAAGUCUCAUUUGGCCGAAAAAGAACUUCAGUGGAGAUAUGCAAGCGCCAUUCACCAAGGCUAUCAGCAAAGUCUUAGAGUUCUUUGUUGUGGACGAAGUUGAAGUUCCUUACGUGUUUCAACACCGAAAGGAUUAUCUCAUCCAUGCCAGGAAGAGCAAAACACGAUCGGAUCCUAAUAAUCCAGAUGGCCCCGAUUACGAGGUAACCGCCGACAAGCUCUUGAAUCAAGACGACCUCUGGCGCAUUUUGGAACUCGACUUGAAGUUUAGGGCACUAAUCGACAAGCGAAAUGUUCUUGAAAAGACCUACGAUAACCUGAAGCUGGCCGCCAGUAUUAGUGAUGCAACCUUUGAGCAAAUGAUACCGAACGCUCAGACCAUGGAAGAGCUCCAGGAUAUUCAGGAUUACCUCUAUUUCCAGUAUUCAUCAGAAAUCAAGUCUUUGCAAGGUUCCAAUGGUGAAGUCAAAGAAAAACGAGCCGGGAACAAAGCAUCAAGAUUCGAUCGUAUACGCAAGAGCGGGGCUUACCAACUUGUACGAGCAUAUGGAAUCACGGCCGAUGAGAUUGCCGGAAAUCUUCUACUAGAAGGCCGCAAGAAAUAUACAGAGGACCCUCCUUUGAACCCAAUUGAUCUUGCCGACACCCUGACUAGCUCAGAUGAUUUCACCACAGGUGAAGCCGUUUUGAACGCAGCACGAAGCUUAUAUGCCGAGGAACUUUUUAUGAGCCCGAAGAUGCGCCAGCAUUUCAGGAAACAUCAUUACAUGGGAGGACUUGUCAGCUGUGCUAGAACAGAUAAAGGUCUGAAAAAGAUUGAUGAACAACACCCAUACUAUGAACUCAAAUACCUCAAGAAUCAAACUUUUAGCGACAUCGCUAGCAAGCCUGAAAUGUUCUUAAAGAUGUUGAAAGCCGAGGAAGAAGGUUUGUUAGAGGUUCGAGUAUCUCUUCAAAAUGAGCGGGAUUUCCGACGACAAAUUUUUGGAGAAUUUAGAUCUGAUAACUACAGUGAGGUCGCUGAUGCUUGGAAUGACGAAAGACAAAAAGUUCUCGACAUGGCAUUCACGAAACUCGAAAGGACUAUCACUAAAGGAGUGAAGGAAAGCAUGCGAACAGAAUGCCAAGAUUCUAUCCUUAAAGUUUGUCGAGAAGAAUACUCAAGAAAACUUGAUCAGGCGCCAUACAAGCCAAAAGGCAUGGUUUUGGGCACUAUUCCUCGAGUUCUUGCUUUGUCCAAUGGCAACGGUGAUCCCGGUCGUGAUGCUGUAUGCUGGGCGUAUGUUGAAGAAGACGGUCGAGUUUUGGACCACGGAAAGUUUGACAAUCUCUCAAGAGAUCACAGAGCUAGAGAAGCAUUUGUCGAAUUGGUACGCAGUAAGAAACCCGAUGUUCUCGGAAUUAGCGGGUUCUCUGUCGAGACUCAUAAGCUUGUAUUAAGCCUUAAAGAAUUGGUGCAGGAACACUCUCUGCGAGGAAAUGAGUUUGAGGAUGAAAAUGGUGAGGAGCGAACUGAGCCUCUGGACAUUAUUGUCGUGAACGAUGAAGUAGCCCGACUAUAUAAAGACAGCCCAAGAGCCGCUGUUGAUCACCCUGCAUUUGCACCACUCGCCAGGUAUUGUGUUGGUUUGGCUAAAUAUAUUCAAAAUCCAAUGAAGGAGUACGCAGCCCUUGGGAAGGAUAUUGUUUCAUUAUCUUUCCACCCAUGUCAACAGUUGUUACCCGAGGAUAAGCUUCGAAGACAACUGGAAACUGCGAUGGUAGAUAUGGUCAACCUUUGUGGAGUCAAUAUCAACGAAGCGGUCAAUGACGCCUAUACAGCAAACCUCUUGCCUUUCAUCUGUGGUCUUGGUCCUCGAAAGGCUACCGCUGUCCUAAAAUCCAUCAAUGCCAAUGGUGGUGUGGUUAACACUCGCGAGGAGCUCGUUGGUGAUCCAGAUAACAACAAGCUGCCCGUCGUAGGUCCCCGAGUGUGGAAUAACUGUGCCAGUUUUCUUUACAUGGAGUAUGACAGCGCAAAUCCCGCUUCUGACUACCUUGACAAUACUCGUGUGCACCCAGAGGACUAUGAACUUGGUAGGAAAAUGGCAGCUGAUGCACUCGAGCUUGACGAAGAGGAUGUAAAAGCAGAAGUGGAUGAGGGCGGACCAGGAGCUAUCGUCCGCAAGCUCAUCAAGGAUGACGAGCAGGAAAAAGUGAACGACCUAAUUCUUGAAGAGUACGCCGAUCAAUUGGAGAGGAAUUACAAUCAACGCAAACGCGCCACACUCGAGACCAUUCGUGCGGAAUUGUUACAACCAUAUGAAGAACUGCGACGCAACUUUGGAAUACUGUUGGAUGAUGAUAUUUUCACCAUGUUGACCGGAGAAACUCAUGAAUCGUUAUGCGAAGGCAUGAUCGUAUCUGUUAACAUCAGAGUGGCAAAGGAUGACUUCAUUAUCGCUAAGCUGGAUUCUGGCAUUGAAGGCCGUGUCGAGAAAGACGAUGGUUCAGAUAACCCCAAUGCCUCUCUUCAUCGUUUAUUCUCUGUUGGCCAAACUGCUCAAGCUAAACUGCUCGACGUUGACCGACGAAACUUCGCUGCCAGGCUAUCAUUUCGCGAGUCACAAAUGCGACCAUACAGGAAACGCAUCGAUCGCGAUAUAGGUACCUGGGACUCACUUCAAGAGCAAAAAGAUAGGGAAGAGCUGCGCGAGAAAGACAAGGCCACCGGCCGCGUUCAACGAGUUGUCAAACACCCCCUCUUUAGACCAUUCAAUGCGACACAAGCUGAAGAGUACCUCGGUUCGCAAGCCCCUGGCGAUGCUGUCAUUCGUCCUUCGUCCAAAGGAAAUGAUCAUUUGGCAGUUACGUGGAAAGUUGCUGAUGGUGUGUACCAGCAUCUUGAUGUCUUGGAGCUACAAAAGGAGAAUGAGUUCUCAGUUGGACGACAGUUGAGAAUUGGCAACAAAUACAACUAUAGUGAUCUCGAUGAAUUGAUCGUGGAUCAUGUUAAGGCCAUGUCCAAGAAGGUUGAAGAGAUGAUGCUGCAUGAGAAAUUCCAAAAAGGCAGCAGGGCUGACACAGAGCGUUGGUUGACCACCUACACUGAGGCCAACCCUAAGCGAUCUGUAUAUGCCUUUUGUCUUGAUACAAGACAUCCUGGGUAUUUCCAUCUUUGCUUUAAAGCUGGCCAACAAGCGCGCGUCAAUUCAUGGGCCGUACGGGUCGUUCCUAAUGCUUUUGAAUUAUUAAAGAGUCCAUACCCUGAUAUGAAGGCUCUGUGUAAUGGAUUCAAACUGCGCCACGCUGCGGAAAUGAACCGGAGAUGA